GCGACAAUUGCUUGCUGAGAGCCCUUUCUUUCUCAGUCGUUUUGGCUGCCACAUACUCUUUCCAACAUGCAGAUCUUUGUUCGUGCAGAAGGCCUCCACGCCAUUGAGGUGGAUGGCACCAGCACUGUUCUCGAGGUAAAGAACCGUAUUGAGGAACUCGAAGGUCUUGAGGCCAGCGAGCAGGUUGUUCUUGCUGAAGGUUGUCCUCUUGAGGACGCAUUCCUUGUCGUCGAUCAUGUAGAGCAGGAGUCUACCCUCACAGUCACCGGCCGUGUUGUCGGAGGAAAGGUCCACGGUUCUUUGGCUCGCGCUGGUAAAGUCAAGGGUCAGACACCCAAGGUCGAGGCAGGUGAGAAGAAGAAGAGAAAGACUGGCCGUGCCAAGCGUCGUCUCCAGUACAACCGCCGCUUCGUCAACGUUGUCGCAUCCUUCGGCAAGCGCCGUGGCCCCAACUCCAAUGCCCAAUAAGAUGUGAACACUGAAUAUACACUGAGAAAAGAACAA
This is a messenger RNA of Sycon ciliatum, 504 nucleotides long. RefSeq names its product ubiquitin-like FUBI-ribosomal protein eS30 fusion protein. The record is from RefSeq and is a predicted model, not a curated record. The transcript is spliced from 3 exons. Gene Ontology annotation, cellular component: cytosolic small ribosomal subunit; ribosome. Gene Ontology annotation, biological process: translation. NCBI's taxonomy places the organism in Eukaryota, Metazoa, Porifera, Calcarea, Leucosolenida, Sycettidae. Gene Ontology annotation, molecular function: protein binding; structural constituent of ribosome. Bases 67 to 468 code for a protein of 133 amino acids.